Eleginops maclovinus (Patagonian blennie) is the source of this 4135-nucleotide messenger RNA. It is a transcript of the gene adam17b, whose product is annotated as ADAM metallopeptidase domain 17b. NCBI's taxonomy places the organism in Eukaryota, Metazoa, Chordata, Actinopteri, Perciformes, Eleginopidae. Gene Ontology annotation, biological process: membrane protein ectodomain proteolysis; Notch signaling pathway. Gene Ontology annotation, molecular function: metalloendopeptidase activity. Gene Ontology annotation, cellular component: plasma membrane. The record is from RefSeq and is a predicted model, not a curated record.
UCUCAGCUGCUGGUCUUCCUGGUUUUACGCACUGAACUGGUUUUAUUUUUAAACAGACCCCUUCAGAUGGACCUGGACCCUCACUCUGCGUCUCCCAGGGGUGUGUUUCUGAUCUAGCAGUGUCUCUCUGACCCGGUGAAGUGUUUCCAUGCUCUGCUGGGAGACUUUUAAACUGAAAGCCGCUGAUCCAAACCCAGUUCACCAUGAGACUCCAGCUCUGCUUCCUAACCGUCUUCACCGUUUUAAGGGAGAGUGCUGCCCCCCCUCCUGCAGAGUCAGAGGACCAGCAUUACACAGCGUCUCUCAGGCUGAUGCUGGAGGACUUCGACGUGCUGCCUCUCUCCGCCCUGCAGACGCACUCCGUCCGCCGCCGCGACCUACAGACCCUAACUCACCUGGAGAAAUUGGUCAGCUUCAACGCCCUGCAGAGGCAGUUCCGGCUCUACCUGCGGACCAACGAGCAGCUGUUCACCGAGGACUUCAGAGCCGUGGUGGUGGAGGGGGGGGGCGAGCGCCGCGUCCCGGUCAACAGACACAACUACUUCACCGGACACGUCAUCGGGGAGGAGCACUCUCGGGUUCAGGCUCACUUUGACGACCACGAGUUCUCCGCUCACAUCCUGACGGACGAGGCUGAGUACAACAUUGAGCCUCUCUGGAGGUUCACGCCGUCGCCCCCUGAUGGUCGCCUGCUGAUCUACCGCUCUGAGGACAUCAGGAACCUGAGCCGGCUGCAGCAGCCUUCAGUCUGCGGAUACGUGACCUCCGACCCCCGACACCUGCUGCCUGACGGCGUGAGGCCGGCCAUGACAGAGAACCAGGAGGAGGAAGCGGGGCGGGCGCGGCGGCAGGUGUUGGACCACAGGAGGAACACCUGUCCUCUGCUGCUGGUGGCCGACCAUCGCUUCUUCAAACACAUGGGCCGCGAAGAGGAGAGCACCACGCUCAACUACCUGAUCGAACUGAUUGAUCGUGUGGACGACAUCUACAGAAACACGUCAUGGGACGAUGAGUUCACAGGUUACGGCGUUCAGAUCCAACAGAUCAUCAUAAAGAAGACCCCGACCCUCGUGGCUCCGGGGAAAACUCACUUCAACAUGAGAGGAAGUCCGGUGGGGGGGCGCAACGUGUGGGACGUCAAGAAGCUCCUAGAGCAGUUCAGUGUGGACAUCGCAGAGAAAGCCUCCAACGUCUGCUGUCACCUCUUCACCUACCAGGACUUUGAUGAGGGAACUCUGGGUCUGGCCUACGUGGCUCCGUCCAAACCUGACAUCCCCGGAGGACUCUGCUCCAAAGUCUGCCCCUCGUCUCCCAACGAGCAGCGAGCGAUCUACCUGAACACGGGCCUGACCAGCACCAAGAACUACGGGAAGACCAUCCUCACUAAGGAAGCAGACUUGGUAACGACCCACGAGCUCGGCCAUAACUUUGGAGCGGAGCACGACCCGGACAACAUCCCGUCCUGCGCCCCCCGCGAGGACCAGGGGGGGAAGUAUGUCAUGUACCCCAUCGCCGUGAGCGGGGAUCACGCCAACAACAAGAUGUUCUCUGACUGCAGCAGGCGCUCCAUCGUGAAGCGCCUGAGGGCCAAAGCUCCGUCCUGCUUCAGGCUGAGGAACAUCAACGUCUGCGGGAACUCCCGGGUGGAGCAGGGAGAGGAGUGCGACCCCGGGCUGCUGCACAUCCACUUGGACCACUGCUGCACCGCCGAGUGCAAACUGACACCUGGAGCCCAGUGCAGUGACAGGAACUCUGCCUGCUGUAACAACUGGUUCGAGGCCAGGGGGGAAGUCUGCCAGGAGCCCAUCGACGCCACCUGCAAAGGACAUUCAUACUGCACAGGUCAGCUCAGGGUCAAAGGUCAGCUUAGGGUCAAAGAAACCAACUCCUCCUGCAGAGUUUGCUGCCGCAGCAGAGCCGGGGUCUGCGCUCCCUACCAGGACGCCGCCGGCAGCUUCCUGUUCCUGCGGAAAGGCAAACCGUGCACCGUGGGCUUCUGCGACGGAGCGGGGAAGUGCAUGAAGCAGGUGCAGGACGUGGUGGAGCGUCUCUGGGACUUCAUCGAUAAGCUGGACAUCAACACGCUGGGGAAGUUCCUGGCAGAUAACAUCGUGGGCUCCGUGGUGGCGUUCUCUCUGCUGCUCUGGGCUCCAUUCAGCGUCCUGGUUCACUGCAUGGACAAGAAGCUGGACAAACAAUACGAACAGACAACCAAGUCCCUGUUCUUCCCUAGUAAUGCCGAGCUGCUGAGCAGCCUGGAGUCUGCGUCCGUCCGGAUCUUCAAACCCCCGUCCGGCAGCUCCUCCGCUGGGCUGCGCUUCCAGGCAUCCGGCCCCCAGCAAGCUAGCACCCCCCCCGCCCAGGACCCCCCCCCUCAGGACGGCCCCCGCAUGGCCACCAUCGAGGAGGACUCAAACCUCGACUCGCAGCCGUUUGGGAGGCCGGGGGGUGGGCAGCGCUCCUACGAGGAUCUGACGAGGAACAACGCGACGUUCAAACUGAAGAGACAGAACCAGAUCCACAGCAAGGAGACGCAGUGCUGAGGGGACGCACCUGACAGCCCUGAACGCAGACACACACACACACCUGAAUGCACCUGACAGCCCUGAACGCAGACACACACACACACACACCUGAAUGCACCUGACAGCCCUGAACACACACAACUGAAUGCACCUGACAGCCCUGAUCACACACACACUUGAACACCUCUGGACAUCUUGACACACAUCUUGGAUACCCACCUGAACACACCUGCUUGUUCAAAUCUGCAAACACCUGUCGGCACACACUGAACCAGAUGGACUCCUGCAUGCUCCUGGAGACCUCCGGACUCACCCGGACUCACCUGUCAGGCUGGACCUCCUCAGACACCAACAUGUGGAACCUGCUGCUUCUGGACUUCACAUUAACGUGUUUUUAUGUCAGAUGUUUGACGGACUUUCAAACCAAAGAAAAAUCUGUUUUCAAUUCCAUCUGAACUUUAUGAUGGAAAACAAGAGGAACCUUUAGACGUAGAAAUAUUUGUAUUUUCUGAAUCGAUUCUUCAAAGAACAAGAUCCCUUCGGGUAAGCAGAGGUCAGUCCUGGGGAGGGACUUGGAGUAGAACCGCUGCUCCUUGGCGUUUAGAGGAGAAGCUGAGGGGGUUCGGGCACCUGGGAGGAGACGGAGGGGCAGACCCAGGAGCAGGUGGAGGGACUAUAUUUCCACGCUGGCCUGGGAGCAGUUACCUUUAAAAAGUAAUCUGAUUACUCCUUCAAUAACUUAGUUACUUUACUGAUGACUUUAUUUUAAAAGUAACUAAGUUAGAUUACAAGUUACUUUAUUAGUUACGUUCAGCAGCUGCCGACAACAGCCCCCCAGCUUCAACAUCAGAAUGAGUCCAUCAUCAACUCCCCCCCCCCCACUGGUUUUGCACCAGUUUUGGUUGUUUGGGUGGUGGGGGGCCUCCUGCUUUAGUGGCAGUGCUCUGCUUUCGCUCCACCUGGGGGGUCCUGCUCUGUAGUCUGACGGUGCCGUGCUGCGACUCCAAAUGCUCCUUCAGAUUUGACGUAGUGUUUGAAGCUAGACAGCACUUUGUCUCCAGCACAGAGAGAGCCUAGCCUAAUACUGCCAUCUGUAGCUGACUCAGACUCAAAGGAGGGACUGUGUCUCCAGCUACAACAGCGCCUCUCUCCCCCCUCCACUGUUUGUGUCUCUGCGUCGAAUUACACGCGAGUUGUCCUCGUGCUGAAAACGUGACUUAAUUGUUGCAUAGACGUCCCUCCCCGAGACGCAGGAAGAAAGCAAACAUAGAUCUGUACUGAUCUAUAUAUAGAUCAUCUAUAGUCAUUUAAAGGAAUAAAAAACAUUGUCUGUUUUCUCCAGAAUAAAUAUAACUGUUGGUCGUUUGAAGAAAUAGUCGGAAAUUGUAAAAAGUCCAAAUUUGGAAAAUAAAUCUGAAGUUUAAAAAGGAAAGCAAACAGAAAGAAAAUGGGAGACAAAAAGUCACAAUGUUUAAAAGUCGACAUUUAAAAAGAUAUUUGAAAAAUAAUCAGAAAGUUUUAAAAGUAGAAAUUCUCUGAAUUCUAAAAGGCAUCCUGGGAUCUUUGAAAGGCGCCUCUAAAUAAAGUGUGUCACGGUUAGAUCGCCUGAA